Messenger RNA from Cryptosporidium muris RN66, 2010 nucleotides. RefSeq lists its product as uncharacterized. Gene Ontology annotation, molecular function: 4 iron, 4 sulfur cluster binding; ATP binding; ATP-dependent FeS chaperone activity. The transcript has 2 exons. The coding region runs from base 1 to 2010 and encodes 669 amino acids. The record is from RefSeq and is a predicted model, not a curated record. NCBI's taxonomy places the organism in Eukaryota, Apicomplexa, Conoidasida, Eucoccidiorida, Cryptosporidiidae. Gene Ontology annotation, biological process: iron-sulfur cluster assembly.
AUGUAUUCAGAUUUUAUCAAUAGUAGUGAUGAUGAACUAGAUUUUCAGAAUCAGAUAGUUGAGUACUUGAAGCACAUUUGUGUCCAUGAUACAAUUCCAUCUUUCAAAGGUGACAAUUCUAAAUACUCAUACUUUGAAGAUUCAAAUAUCCUAGGAACUGGGUUUAUAGAGAGAAUUUCUUCUGAUUAUGAUCAUGGUAAGGUAUAUCUUGAUAUUAACCCUAGCAAGCUAUUUGUAGAGGGCAGUCCAAACCAUGAAUGUCUGACCUCAGAUAUUUGUGAGAAAAUAAAGAAGGAGUUAUUAAAUUUGGGCUGGGUUACGGAUGUUCUAUAUUCUAUAAAGAAUUAUAAUAAUAUUAUACAUCUCGAUAAUAAUGAUACAGGCAACUUAUAUCCAAAAAAGAGCAGUACUGAAGAGGAGAUACUUGAUUGCCUUAGGACUGUAAUAGAUCCUGACUUAAAUAAAGACAUUGUCAGUUGCAAUUUUGUAAAAGAUUUGGUGAUUGAUCAAAAGAGUAACUGUGUUUCUUUUAAUCUUGAGUUAACAACCCCUGCAUGCCCACUGAAAGAGUUUUUUAAGAAAAGUUGCACAGACGCCAUAAAGAGGAAAUUGAAUUAUAUUAAACAAGUAAAUAUAGAGUUUAGCAGCAAAGCCCCAAAAACAAUUCAGAACUCUGGGACUGCUAAAUUUCAUGAUAAUCUAGCUAAUGUUUCAUAUAUAAUUGCCGUUAGUAGCUGCAAGGGAGGAGUUGGUAAAUCCACAUUGGCAGUUAAUUUUACCUAUACAUUAAGUAUGCAGGGAGCGAAGGUUGGAUUAGUAGACUGUGAUAUAUAUGGUCCUAGUUUAGAACAGUUAGUUCCAGUAAAUUAUACCUCUAUGCAUUAUAUAUCACCUAGUAGCAGUAAUGAACAUGUGUUGAAUAAGCUUAUUAAAGACUCUAAGUGUGGAAUAGCUAGGUCUUCAAUACAGGGAAAUGAAUUCAUUAAUUUAAAUGAUAAAGUGGUAGAAACAGAAGGAAUAGUUCCUGUUUUUUUUGAGGGUGUUGCUCUAAUGAGUUAUUCUUAUCUCUCAAACUCUUUAAAUAAAAAACGAAGAGUUUCUAAUGCUUUUAGAGGACCAAUUGCCAGUUCAAUUGUUCGUCAGUUAAUUACAGGAACAGUUUGGGGUAAUUUAGACUAUUUAAUUUUGGAUUUACCACCUGGAACAGGAGAUAUACAACUAUCUAUAGCUCAAUAUAUACAAGUAGAUGGUGCAAUAAUAAUAACAACUCCUCAGGAUUUGAGUUUAUCAGAUGUAGAGAGGGAACUCCAUUUAUUUAGUAAGCUAAAUAUUCCUGUCUUGGCACUAGUAGAAAACAUGUCUUAUUUUAUUUGUGAUGGAUGUAACAAGAAACACUAUAUUUUCAAGUCUGGAGAUUUUAGCUUUCUUUAUAAUGAAUAUAGAAUAGAACGCAAAUUUUUCUUCCCAAUCUAUCCAGCACUUUCUCAAUGCACAUUUAAAAAUGAAGAUACAAAUUCCGACAUAUUUCCUUUUGUAAAAUCAGCCAGAGACAAUAACUCUGUUUAUCUUGAAUUUAAGCAGCUGGCAGAAUAUAUAGUGAGAAGACUUUCAUCUGAUCGUUAUGCAGGAAUAAGAACUAUUGUAGAUGUGAUGCAUGCAGAAAGGUUUCUUAAAUGCACCCUUGUAAGUGCAAGUAGUAAACUGGGAGUAAAUGAACAACGGGAGCCUAAUAUAGAAAUAUUUUAUGUAUCUUUUGAAGAUGCAAGAAGAUCUUGUAGAUGUGCACUUUGUUUAGAUAGCUGUAAUCAAGAAUGUACAAUACUAAGCGUGGAUAAUUUAAGGAAUAUCAAUUUAAAUAGUAUGAAACCAAUGGGAUCUUACGCUAUUUCUAUUGAAUGGAGCGAUAAUCACAAUAGCAUUUUACCAUAUUCCCUUUUAAGGGAAAUUGCUCAAAAUUCACAAACAAAGGGCAUACAAAGAUCUUGCCGACAAAGUUCACUUAACUGGUGA